GGAUAGAAUCAACGAAAAGAUGAAAGCUCUGCAGAAGUUGGUGCCAAAUGCAAGUAAGACAGAUAAAGCGUCAAUGCUGGACGAAGUCAUAAAGUACUUAAAGCAGCUUCAAGCACAAAUUCAGUUAAUAAGCAGUGCAAGAAACAUGGAGUCUCAAAUGAUGAUGCAAUUACCUCUAGGAAUGCAAUUACCACAUAUUCAGAUGCCUUUACUAGCAAGAAUGGGCAUGGGUGUCAAUCUUGGCAUGACACCAGGAAUGCUUAACAAUAUGACUGCUAAUUUAGCUCGAGCUGCUGCAACAACUCCUCAUCAGUCUCUUACAGCUCCAUUCAUUUAUCCAACCUCAAUUGCUACUUCCUGUCCUCCCUUCAUGUCACCAGCCUUCGCCAUGGCCCCGACCAUACCUACUCCGCCACAAGCUAAUGGCGAUGCGAGUGCAAGCAGAGCUGCAGUUGCCUCCAGUGUCACCAAUUCAUUCCCUUUUAACGACCCCCGUAGUGCAUUUCUAGCGCAAUCAAUGAACAUGGAGUUCAAUAACCAGUUGGCAGCCCAAUAUAUGCAGCAGGCCGAUAAUCAGUCUAUGCAGACAAGAAGCAAGAACUUGAACCAAGGAAACCUCAACCAAAGGCAAACGGAAUAAUCAUAAUAUAUAGCACAUUUUUCUUAUUUUCGUGCAUUUGAUGCAUUUAA
Messenger RNA from Nicotiana tabacum (common tobacco), 690 nucleotides. The record is from RefSeq and is a predicted model, not a curated record. NCBI's taxonomy places the organism in Eukaryota, Viridiplantae, Streptophyta, Magnoliopsida, Solanales, Solanaceae.